Vanrija pseudolonga is the source of this 552-nucleotide messenger RNA. RefSeq lists its product as uncharacterized. Lineage: Eukaryota; Fungi; Basidiomycota; Tremellomycetes; Trichosporonales; Trichosporonaceae. The record is from RefSeq and is a predicted model, not a curated record. The transcript is spliced from 4 exons. Bases 1 to 552 code for a protein of 183 amino acids.
AUGGAGAGCACACUACCAACAUACGAGGCCGAGUCGAGCGCUGGCGCGCGCCGCGGGUCCGCGUCCUCUGGCUCGUCAACAGUACCCGGCACAUCACGGCGGCUGUCGCGCCGCCGGCGCGCGGCGAGCCCCGCCGAGCUCCCAACAACAGGAGCCGCAUCAAUCUCAAUCGCUACGGUCAUGUCUGCGCGCGCGGCGCUCGAGCUCCUCUCGUCAACGCGUGCAUGGCAGGACAGGCGGUACGCCGCCGCCGUGCUCCGCUCGUAUGUCGGGUUCAAGGUCGACAGAGGCAAGACGAAGGGCUACGUGAGCUUCAAGCUCGCCAUGCUCGAGUAUCAGCUCCCGGCGCAGUUUGCAGACAUCGCGCUCGGCGUGCGGCGCGAGUACGGCCUCGGGUUCGCCGGCACGCGCGUCGACGGGCUCAGCGAGCAGCUCGCGUCGCUUGCACCCGUCGUGCGCGUCGAGAGCGUGACCGACGACCCGCCGCCGCCGUACACUGGCGCCGCGCCGGCGUAUGACGCGCCGUGGGCGCCGGCCGGCGUCGCGUGUUGA